Vigna umbellata (rice bean) is the source of this 4036-nucleotide messenger RNA. Lineage: Eukaryota; Viridiplantae; Streptophyta; Magnoliopsida; Fabales; Fabaceae. The record is from RefSeq and is a predicted model, not a curated record.
UCGUAUAUAGUUACUCACUAAUACCGUAUCAUGAACAUUGUAUAUGAGAUCCUUAUCAUUUGGUGAAAGAUAGAACAUGAAAUGUUAGCUUUUUUUUUUCCUUUUAUUUUGUCACGGCUGAAUUGUUAUUGUCAGACAUCCAUUCAUGGAUUACAGCUGUGAACAUUUUAUGAUCAGAAAGGGUCAACAAUUAUUGCUUCACUGGGUCCCACAAUCCGCUUUCCAUUUCAUACUUUCAUUCAUCACAGCCGUUGAAUGAAUAUCUAACUGCUCACAUCUUAUAUUGCUUAGUCACACUUAUCCGAUGUCACUAAUUACUGAUUUCAUCCGUAUAGUAUCUCUUCACUGAAUUAAAGUUCGUAAACUUCGAUUUCAAAUUACACACUUCCAUUCAGCAUCCACUCCAAUCCAACUCCUACGAUGGCAGCACAACUUGUUGGUGGUGCUCUUCUUUCCGCUUUUCUUCAGGUUGCAUUCGACAGGCUGGCUUCUCCUCAAUUCCUAGACUUCUUUCGUGGAAGAAAACUUGAUGAUAAGCUGCUCGGCAACUUGAGCAUCAUGCUGCACUCCAUCAAUGCUCUCGCUCAUGAUGCAGAACAGAAGCAGUUCACAGAUCCAAACGUUAAAGCAUGGCUUUUUUCUGUCAAAGAGGCUGUCUUUGAUGCAGAGGAUCUCUUGGGUGAAAUAGAUUAUGAACUCACCAGAUGCCAAGUGGAAGCUAAAUCCGAACCUCAAACCUUUACUUACAAGGUAUCAAAUUUCUUCAACUCUACUUUCAAUUCGUUUAACAAGAAAAUUGAAUCAGAGAUGAAAGAAGUCCUAGAAAAACUAGAAUAUCUUGCAAAGCAAAAGGGUGCUCUUGGAUUGAAAGAGGGUACUUAUUCUGCUGAUAGCUCAGGUGGUAAAGUCUCACAGAAAUUGCCAUCAUCUUCUUUGGUAGUUGAAGGUGGUUUUUAUGGCAGAGAUGCGGACAAAGAAAAGAUUUGUAACUGGCUCACAUCUGAAACUGACACUCAUAACCAUCCAUCAAUACUUUCCAUUGUGGGAAUGGGUGGGUUGGGUAAGACCUCACUCGCCCAACAUGUAUACAAUGACCCAAAGAUUGAGGAGGCUCAAUUUGAUAUCAAAGCUUGGGUUUGUAUUUCUGAUCAUUUUGAUGUUUUGACAGUGACAAAAACAAUUCUUGAGGCAAUCACUAAAUCAAAAGAUGAUAGCGGAGACCUAGAAAUGGUUCAUGGAAGAUUGAAAGAAAAAAUAUCAGGAAGGAAAUUUCUUCUUGUUUUGGAUGAUGUUUGGAACGAAAGACAAGAAGAAUGGGAAGCUGUGCGAACUCCUCUUAGCUAUGGGGCUCCAGAGAGUAGAAUUCUUGUCACAACACGUAUUGAGAAAGUUGCUUCUAACAUGAGAUCUGAAGUGUAUCACCUAAAGGAAUUAGAAGAGGAUGAAUGCUGGAAGGUUUUUGAAAAACAAGCACUAAAAGAUGAUGAUCUUGAAUUGAAUGAUGAGAAAAAGAAGAUUGGUAGAAGCAUAGUUAAGAAGUGCAAAGGAUUACCACUUGCUUUGAAAACAAUUGGAAGUCUUCUCCGAACAAAGUCAUCAAGCUCAUAUUGGAAAAGCGUAUCGGAAAGCGACAUAUGGCAGUUACCAAAAGAAGUUGAAAUUAUCCCUGCUCUACUAUUGAGUUAUCAGCACCUUCCUUCUCAUCUGAAGAGAUGCUUUGCUUAUUGUGCAUUAUUUCCAAAAGAUUAUGAAUUUGAUAAGAAAGAAUUAAUUUUGCUAUGGAUGGCUGAAGGUUUUCUCCAUUACUCUCCGCAGAACAACAAUUUAGAAGAAAUUGGUGAACAAUAUUUUGAUGAUUUGCUAACGAGGUCUUUCUUUCUUCGGUCAAACAUCAAAAUGCAUUUCUCCAUGCAUGACCUUCUGAACGAUUUGGCAAAAUAUGUUUAUGCAGAAUUCUGUUUCAGGUUGAAAUUUGAUAAAGGAGAUUGUGUACCCAAAACAACCCGUCAUUUUUCAUUUGCUCUCAGAGACUUAUACUAUUGUGAUGUAAAAUAUUUUGAUGGUUUAGGUAGUUUAAGGGACGCUAAAAGACUGCGUUCAUUUCUUCCAAUUGUAUAUGACGGUAAAUAUGGUAACGUUCUUUCUUCUCGAUUCAAGAUUUUGAUACGUGAAUUCUCUAAGUUGAAGUUUUUACGCGUCUUAUCUUUGAAUGGAUAUUAUCACUUCAAAGAGAUCCCUGAUUCUGUUGGUGAUCUUAAACAUCUCCAUUCAUUGGACCUUUCUCGUACUAGAAUUCGAAAACUACCUUACUCAGUAGGUUUGCUCUAUAACUUGCUGAUAUUGAAGUUGAAUUAUUGUUCAUAUUUGAAGGAAUUGCCUUCAAGUUUGCAUAGACUCACCAAAUUGCGUUGCCUGGAAUUUGAAGAUACAAAAGUGAAAAAGAUGCCAAUGCAUUUUGGAGAGUUGAAGAAUCUUCAUGUACUGAAUAAGUUUUGUGUCGGUAGAAAUAAUGAGUUAAGUAUUAAGCAUCUAGGUGGAAUCAAUCUUCAUGAAAGGCUAUCAAUUAAUGAGCUGCAAAAUAUUGAGAAUCCUUUGGAUGCAUUAGAAGCAAAUUUGAAAGAUAAACACCUUGUGGGGCUAAAGUUACUAUGGAAUUCGAAUCACAUCCCCAAUGAUCGAAGGAAAGUGAAGAAAGUGCUUGAGAAUCUACAACCUUCUAAUCAGUUGGAGCAUCUUUUAAUCAGGAGCUAUUGUGGUACAAAAUUUCCAAGUUGGGUAUUCGAUAAUUCGUUAUCAAAUUUAGUAUCCUUAGAGUUAAAAAACUGUAAAUAUUGCCUAUGUUUGCCUUCCCUUGGACUAUUGUCAUCUCUGAAGACCCUCCAGAUUACACGACUUGAUGGAAUAGUGAGGAUUGGUGCUGAAGUUUUUGGGAGCAACUCUUCUUCAUUCAAGUCCUUGGAAAUAUUGAAAUUCUACAAAAUGAAGAAAUGGGAAGAAUGGGAAUGUAAAACUACUUCUUUUCCACGUCUUCGACAUCUUGUUAUUGUUCGAUGUCCUAAGUUGAAAGGUCUGUCAGAGCAACUUCUUCAUUUAAAGGAACUCUUUAUUGAGUCAUGUGGUAACCUCGUCAUUAGUGAACACAGUGAAGACACAUCAGCGCUUGAACUCUUGAGAACUCGUUCAUGCCGACUUGUGAAUAUUCCCAUGACCCAUUAUGAUUUCAUUGAAGAAAUGACAAUUAAUAGUGGUUGCGACUCUCUUACAAUCUUUCAGCUAAAUUCCUUUCCAAUGCUCCGUAAUCUUUCUCUCCAUAGAUGCAAAAACCUACAAAGAGUUUCCCAAGAGCACGCUCAUAAUCAUCUCAAGGUAAUGUCAGUGGGUGAAUGUCCUCAAUUUGAAUCAUUUCCCGGUGAAGGAUUAUCUGCAGCAUUUCCAUCUCUUACUCAUCUUCAUAUAGUUAAUUGUCCAAAAGUGGAGAAGUUCCCAGAUGGAGGUUUGCCAUCAAACGUAAAACACAUGUCUCUUUCAAGUUUAAAACUUAUCGUCUCCCUGCGAGAGACCUUGGAUGUCAACACAUGUCUUCAAAGCUUAUCUAUUUACUCUCUUGAUGUGAAGUCUUUUCCCGAUGAAGUUUUGCUGCCACCUUCUCUUACUUCUUUAAGAAUCGAUCGUUGCCGAAAUCUCAAAAAGCUAAACUACAAGGAUUUCUAUAACCUCUCCUCUCUCACACUUAGUGGUUGCCCUAAACUACAAUGCUUACCUGAGGAGGGUCUGCCCAAAUCCAUCUCUUCUCUUUAUAUUUGGCGUUGUCCAUUGCUGGAGCAGCGUUGUCAGAAGCCAGAAGGCAAAGAUUGGAGAAAGAUUGCUCACAUUCAAAAUCUGAGUGUUGGGUAAUAAGAUGAAGCAGAAGUUCAGAAUUAGAUGCUGACUUGCUAACAGGUGUUAAUUCUUCUCACUCUGUAAUUGCAUGGCUUCGACAAACUCUUCUUUGUUUUGAUGUUUUUUCUGUUAGAGUGGCAUCAGAUCUCUUAAUUUG